AUGGAAGACGCUCAGCCUGGACAUACAGUAGAAUUUCAUGGCCUCAAGGGUGCCGCGCAUCUGAAUGGCACUUCAGGCCACCUUGUCAAGUUCCUGAGAGACGAGCAGCGGUGGGCAGUUCGAUGUGAAUCGAAUUAUGAGAUUGUAAACGCCAAGCCUGAGAAUUUGAAGCGUCUCAAUAUCCGCUCUGAAAAGGUAUAUUUCGAGCAUCCAAUCACUGGGCAAACUAUGGUACCCAGAACGAACAAUCCUGUGACAGCUCCAACCACUCAGAUCGACGACUUUGACGCUUUGCACAAGGCCGUACUACAAGCAUUCUACAACCUAAGAAAAGGAGGAGUGGUUGUCUCAUGCGGUGAUAGAUACAUGAUAGCGAUUGAAUUCGAUGGUCCUGUUGGGCAAGGUGGAGUUUGCGGCGAAAUGACUUUCGUAGACAAUGAUAAGAAAGCUCAAGCUGUUGUCAAGGGCCGUGAGUGCGCCGAAGCCAGAGAGCUAGGGAGAAACUUCUUAGCAGGAGAGGCAACAGUGUACUAUAACACUUCGCAAGAAAGAGUUUUCUUUGAUCUUCUACAGAAGUAUAAGCGAGGAGCUUCGUCGAAAGGCUUAAUUGAUAUGAAGUCCGGCCUUCCUAUUUUUGAUGUCACCAUUCGCAGGUAG
Molecule: messenger RNA, 657 nt
Organism: Cylindrotheca closterium
Lineage: Eukaryota; Bacillariophyta; Bacillariophyceae; Bacillariales; Bacillariaceae
Source: the annotation of a GenBank genome assembly